Messenger RNA from Geodia barretti, 975 nucleotides. NCBI's taxonomy places the organism in Eukaryota, Metazoa, Porifera, Demospongiae, Tetractinellida, Geodiidae. The record is from the annotation of a GenBank genome assembly.
AUGCGACCCCGGCUGUGGAACGCGCCGGCGGUCAUCGGCCCCGUCGCGCUGGUGAUGGCCGCGCUGCUGAUCGUCUCCGCAUGUACCCGUGAAUCCGCGGACGCUGUCGACUUCGCGGCCACGCAGGAGCCUGCGGACCAGCGGGAACAGAUCACUUCCCUGCAGAUCCGCACCUUCGACGAGAUGUGGACGCUGCUGCGGGACCACUACGUCUACGGCAAUUUGCACGGCAUCGCCUGGACCGAGUUGCGCGAACGCUAUCGGCCCCUGGUGGUGAACCUCCUGUCGCGGGAGGACUUCCCCGACACGGUGCGGCAGAUGCUGGACGAAUUGCCGCCGCUCGCCGCGCGCUGGGAGACACGCAACGAGCGCAUCCGGGAAGAGCUGGAGGACCCCUCCGCGUACGAAGGGAUCGGCGCCUAUGUCGCCUUUCGCGAAGAGCCUACGCCCCGCAUCAUCCUGCUGUCCGUGAUGCCCGGCUCGCCCGCGGAUCGGUCGGGACUGCGCCCCCACGACGCGGUGAUCGCGGUCAACGGCAUUCCGGUGCGGCGCGAGGAGGGCCCGGAUGCGGUUUCGCGCAUCCGCGGACCGGCUGACCAGCCGGUGCGCCUGCGUGUCAGCUCGUUCGACCGUGACCAGCGCGACGUGAUCGUGAUACGCGGCCGCGUACAGCUCUCCGAGGUGCUGAACCCGCUCAGCUACGGCCGGCUGGAGCCCGGCAGCGUCGGCUAUCUGCUGUUUCCCCGAGUCUCCUCCGAGAAUCUGGUGACAGAGACGGUACGCAGUCUCGAGGCACUGUUGGCUGGCGGGGACGUGAGCGGCAUCAUCCUGGAUCUGCGUAUCGCCAGCGGGCUGCGGUGGCCCCUGGUGCCGCUGCUGUCGCUGUUCUCCGAUGGCGACCACGGCGCGAUCUCAACACACCGCACGCAGGGUUGCACCACACGCAAAGCAGCUCGACAGGAGUCUAGGACCUGA